Messenger RNA from Salvia miltiorrhiza (redroot sage), 1170 nucleotides. RefSeq lists its product as uncharacterized. The transcript has a single exon. Gene Ontology annotation, biological process: chloroplast organization; regulation of DNA-templated transcription. NCBI's taxonomy places the organism in Eukaryota, Viridiplantae, Streptophyta, Magnoliopsida, Lamiales, Lamiaceae. Gene Ontology annotation, molecular function: double-stranded DNA binding. The coding region runs from base 1 to 1170 and encodes 389 amino acids. The record is from RefSeq and is a predicted model, not a curated record. Gene Ontology annotation, cellular component: chloroplast.
AUGAUUGCCCUUGUGCGCAGGAAUUUGGGAUGUUCGAUAUCGAAGCACAGUUCUUCAGUAUGCAUAUCCCACGUUUCUGUGUCUCACUUUCUCCGCAGUUUCUCGACUUCGCCGGAGGGAAAAGCAGUCACCACCGCCGCGGUUUACGAUGUAUUGGUGAAAAAGCACCAUUUCUCUCCCGAAAUCGCUUCAGCAGUUUCCUCCGAUCUGAGUCGAUUCAGAAGCCCCGAGAAAGCCGAUUCAAUCCUGACAUUCCUCAAAGAUAGCUGCUUCUCGAGUAUUCAGCUGCAGAAAUUCGCGAGAUCCCACCCUCGGUUUCUAACGGCUGGCCUCGAGGAUGACCUCAAACUCAAGAUCAAAAUCUUCAGGGACUUCGGCUUUUCGCCCGAGGACAUCGCUAAGAUGAGCACAACCACUAACAACGUUAUAACCUCAAGCGCGGAGAAGAAGCUCAUUCCGCAGCUAUCUACGCUCAAGGGCUUGCUGGGGUCGAAUCAUGAGGUCGUGGCGCUCGUGAAGAGAACCGUGUGGUAUAUGACUGUGGAUUUGGAGAAAACCUUUAUCCCAAAUGUUGAUUUGUUGAAGAGCUGUGGAGUGACUAUGCAGGAUCUACGCAUCUUGCUGUAUAACUUCCCGCGGUGUCUCUUGGUGAAGCCGGAGGUGAUGAGGAAGGCGGUGGAGAAGGUGAAAGAAAUCGGGGUGGAUCAAAACACCAAGACUUUUCUCUAUGCUGUUCGCGUUAUUGCCUCGCUUCGUGAAGAGAUUUGGGAGCUCAAGAUGCAGGGCUUCCGCGAGAUGGGGGUCUCGGAGUGUGAGGUGUUGGCGAUAUUUAGGAAGAUGCCCAUGGUGCUCUGCACGUCGUUGGAGAAGAUGAAGGCGAUCAGGAGGCUUCUGGUUGCCACCGGGAGGUACGAGAUGCGUGAUCUGCUCAGUGAUCCGGUGACAUUCAUGUGCAGCGUUGAGAGGAGGUAUAAGCCGCGGCUGCGAGUUUUAGAGAUGUUGGAGAGUAGGGGACUUAUUAAGAAAUGGCCUCCACUAUCAUCCAUUUCCAAAUGGACAAAUGAAAAGUUUUUUCAAGUGUUUGUUAGGCCUUAUAAGGAUCAACUUGGUGAAGUGUGUGUUGGGGCAAAGAUUGCUUCAAGAGCAAAUGAUGUUUUUUGUUUUUCUUAG